AUGCAUUCCACAACCAACGCGUAUGCGUCGGAGCCAGCCGUCCCGCUUCUGGCUCAUUCACUACUCCAACACGAUGUCGCGACGGCGGAAGAUCCACCGAACACCGAGUCCGCGCCAACAAACCCCAGCCUUUCAAACCCGGACUGGAAUCUUGAACACGACAUCAGAAACGGAGUUGAGUAUCCGCCAAUGGGUAUAUUCGGCCCUGGGACCGUCAUCGGCUUCUCAUUCAUGAGGAAUGACUCCAAGGAGGGCGAUGACCUCGACCACAUAGGACAGAUUCCUCGAUAUCUCUUAGCAGCGCGCUUGCGGCAAUCGGCCCAAUGUCCUAAUACUAACCCCAGCGCAUUCAUUAUCUACCCGGCACACUUUGACGCCUUCUCGCCGGAGAAACUCCUAGAAUCGCUCCUCUCCGCGUCGCAGUCACCCACCCUCUCCCGCUCAGAUGCAAUCUCCCGCCUCGACUCCGUCCAGCUAAUUCCAGUCUUCGACUUUUCCGCCGCCUCGCAAGCCCUCCACCAAAUCGAGGAUAGCCUCUCACUUCAGCAGCCAGAUCAAAAUGUCACACUCAUAAUUGCCGGACUCGACAGCCUCACCGAAGGCGUCAUCCGCGCCUCAAACGCAGUCCGCGGAGCCGCCGUUUUAACCAGCGUGAUGCGAACGCUGACGCAGCUGUCUCGAACGCACAGCAUGCACCUGUCUAUCGUGCUGGUCAACACCGGCGGCCUUGGCCAGCUAGCUCCAUCCUACAACCCCAGACCUUCAACUGAUGACAGCCAACACCAUCCCGCCGCAGACGAUGCGAAAACACUCGAUCACGGGAUCGAUACUCACCUUUUGCUGUCGGUUGUGCGGGGUCAGGCCUGCGUGGUGGAGGUCAUUAAAGACCGGGUGGGUGAUGGGGUUGGUAAAUGGCGAACGAACCUGCUGUUCAACGAAUCAUGA
This is a messenger RNA of Aspergillus candidus, 945 nucleotides long. RefSeq lists its product as uncharacterized. The record is from RefSeq and is a predicted model, not a curated record. The coding region runs from base 1 to 945 and encodes 314 amino acids. The transcript is spliced from 4 exons. Lineage: Eukaryota; Fungi; Ascomycota; Eurotiomycetes; Eurotiales; Aspergillaceae.